CCAAUCUCCACUGUUCUCUUCUGCUCUUCUCCCACCAUUUCUCGGCUUCAGGCCCUUCCCAGACACCACUAAUGUCGUCUCGUCUCAGCUCUCACGUUCAUGAAAACCAAUCGCCGGAUCUUACGCAAGAUCUAAAGCAAGAUGGGUGCGUCCAGAUCGCCAUCCCGCCCCGACCUCAUGAGCCAGAAUCGAUGCAAGCCGAUCCGGUGGAUUACAUGGCACGAGCGCAGUGGCUCCGCGCCGUGGUGCUCGGCGCCAACGACGGCCUCGUCUCCGUCGCCUCCUUGAUGGUGGGGGUGGGCGCGGUGGGCCAAAGCGCCAAGGCCAUGCUGGUGUCCGGCCUGGCCGGCCUCGUAGCGGGCGCCUGCAGCAUGGCCAUCGGCGAGUUCGUCUCCGUCUACGCGCAGUACGACAUCGAGGUGGCGGAGCGGGAGAGGCGACGCCAAGACUGCGGGAGCGAGGAGGAGGGGAGCCUGCCAAACCCACUGCUGGCGGCGGUGGCCUCGGCGCUGGCGUUCUCACUGGGGGCAGUGCUGCCUCUGUUGGCAGGAGGGUUCAUCAGGUCAUGGGGGGUCAGAGUUGGGGCGGUGUGUGCGGUGAGCAGCUUGGGCUUGGCUGGAUUUGGUGCAGCAGGAGCUGUGUUGGGUGGUGCUAAUGUGCCCAAUUCUGUACUCAGGCUGUUGUUCGGAGGCUGGUUGGCUAUGUUGGUCACUUAUGGUGUGCUGAGAGUCUUUGGGAUUGUAUUUGGCAUGCAUGUCUCCUCAGCUUAGGGUGGCAAGAAAACAAGGAGGAAAAGACAUGGUU
Molecule: messenger RNA, 804 nt
Organism: Musa acuminata subsp. malaccensis (wild Malaysian banana)
Lineage: Eukaryota; Viridiplantae; Streptophyta; Magnoliopsida; Zingiberales; Musaceae
Product: vacuolar iron transporter homolog 2-like
Biological process (GO): intracellular manganese ion homeostasis
Cellular component (GO): membrane
Molecular function (GO): manganese ion transmembrane transporter activity; iron ion transmembrane transporter activity
Source: RefSeq, a predicted model, not a curated record